AUGCACAAGACCCUGGGCCUCCUUGUCCAAGCAGGAACUGCGUGGAGCGGAAAAGGAUGUCGAUGUUCGGCGCAGCCGAGUGAAGAGGCGAGUUUUUUACCGUCGAUUCCUCUCCUUCUACGGUGCCGCCUUUCCGCGUCUGCAGCGCCCUCUCCUCCCCACAAGGUCAAUUUGUGGAGCACCGCAGCAACAGAAGAAUGCGAAGAACGUUCUGAUCUUUUCAAUUCCAGGUAUGUCGCAUUUCCAGAACCAAACCCGACACACUUGAGCAAGGAAACGGAGCGAGACAUACUUCGAAAACGCCCUUUUCUUCCCUGCGUGCAUCACCUUUUACACGAAAUCAGACGGCCACUCAACUUGUCCCGAAACAAUGAGAAACGAGCUUCGAAAGAAGUUUCCAUUGGCGACGCAAUCGAAAAAAAGUGUGCGGAGGGUGACUACAAAAGCACAUGGUGA
Molecule: messenger RNA, 456 nt
Organism: Toxoplasma gondii ME49
Lineage: Eukaryota; Apicomplexa; Conoidasida; Eucoccidiorida; Sarcocystidae
Exons: 1
Coding region: 1-456 (151 amino acids)
Source: RefSeq, a predicted model, not a curated record